AUCCUGAUUGCCAGUAUCAUGUGCAGCUAUAGCAGGGAGGACUGGACUGAACUUUCAAAAAUGGCUCAGGUUGCUGGCGCAGAUGCACUGGAGUUAAAUUUAUCAUGUCCUCAUGGUAUGGGGGAGAGAGGCAUGGGCCUGGCCUGUGGGCAGGAUCCAGAGCUCGUACGGAACAUCUGUCGCUGGGUUAGACAAGCUGUUGAGAUUCCUUUCUUUGCCAAGCUGACCCCAAAUGUCACUGAUAUUGUGAAUAUUGCAGUGGCUGCGCAGGAAGGUGGCGCAGAUGGUGUUACAGCCACCAACACCGUGUCAGGACUGAUGGGACUGAAAGCAGACAGCACACCUUGGCCAGCAGUCGGUGGAGGACUGAGGACCACAUAUGGUGGCGUGUCAGGAAAUGCCAUCAGGCCCAUCGCCCUCCGCGCAGUGUCUGCCAUAGCCCGUGCUCUUCCCGGAUUUCCCAUCUUAGCAACUGGAGGCAUCGAUUCUGCUGAAAGCGGACUUCAGUUUCUGCACAGUGGGGCUUCUGUUUUACAGGUGUGCAGUGCAAUCCAGAAUCAAGAUUUCACUGUUAUUGAUGACUACUGUACUGGGCUGCAAGCUCUUCUUUACCUGAAAAGCAUUGAGGAACUUGAAGACUGGAAUGGACAGAGCCCUGCAACCAUGCGCCAUCAGAAAGGAAAACCAGUACCUAGUAUUGCUGAUCUGAUGGGAAAGAAACUGCCCAAUUUUGGGCCUUACCUGCAACAACGCCGAAAGAUAAUAGCUGAGAACAAGCUUAAGCUGAAGGAACAGAGCGUGGCUGCUGUGCUUGCCCAGAAAAAGCAUUUCAUUCCUAAGAAGCCCAUCCCAGCUAUCAAGGAUGUAAUUGGAAAAGCACUGCAGUAUAUAGGAACAUAUGGUGAGCUCUGCAACACGGAGCAAGUCGUGGCUCUGAUUGACGAGGAAAUGUGCAUCAACUGUGGCAAAUGUUACAUGACCUGUAAUGAUUCUGGCUACCAGGCUAUCCAGUUUGAUCCCGAAACCCACGUGCCCGUGGUUACUGACAGCUGUACAGGCUGCACCCUGUGUCUCAGCGUCUGCCCCGUUAUCGACUGCAUCCGCAUGGUUUCCAGGACAACACCCUACGAACCAAAGCGCGGGCUGCCCUUAGCCGUGAACCCCGUGUGUUGAGGUGCUCAGCUCAACUUUACACUUGUUUGAUGCGAUUGAUUUGCUUUCUAAUUAGCCCU
Molecule: messenger RNA, 1232 nt
Organism: Nestor notabilis (Kea)
Lineage: Eukaryota; Metazoa; Chordata; Aves; Psittaciformes; Psittacidae
Product: dihydropyrimidine dehydrogenase [NADP(+)]-like
Exons: 9
Biological process (GO): thymine catabolic process; uracil catabolic process
Cellular component (GO): cytosol; cytoplasm
Molecular function (GO): dihydropyrimidine dehydrogenase (NADP+) activity; iron-sulfur cluster binding; uracil binding
Source: RefSeq, a predicted model, not a curated record